CGAACGUUGCAAAAGAAACAAAGGGGAAAAAUACAAAACAAAACAAAAAGAUGUCGUGUUCCGUUGCCGUAUCUAACUCUCCGGUGUUUUCUCCGUCGUCGUCUCUCUUCUGUAACAAAACUUCCACCCUCUCUCCGUCGGCUGAAGCUCGGAAUAUAACGUUGACUCACCUCAAACCUUCGUCUUCUCCAGCUUCUCCGUCUGCUUCUUCGCCCUCUUCUCCUUUCAGGCUCCACCUUCAAAAGCCGCCACCUUUGUCUUUGUUGUUAUCUUCUUCUGCAGUCGCUUCAUCAUCAUCGCCUACCUCGGGUUCCGGCUCGUCUGCUGGUCAGGGACCGGGAUCGGUGUCGGCAAUUUUGAAGAGGAAGAGACCGGCGAGGCUGGACAUACCGGUUGCGACGCCGUCUAUGUGUUUGGGGAUGCCGGCGACGCCGUGUGAAGUAAGGAGAGAGUUGGAGAGCGAGGGAGAAGGAUACGCAGUUUAUUGUAAAAGAGGGAGGAGAGAAGCCAUGGAAGAUAGGUUCUCAGCUUCUGUCGAACUUCAAGGAGAUCCCAAACAGGCGUUUUUUGGCGUUUUUGAUGGACAUGGAGGAGCUAAAGCUGCAGAAUUUGCUGCCCAGAAAUUGGAGAAGAACAUUUUAGCCGAGGUUGCUAGAAAUAAAGACGAAACUACUGUAAAGGAAGCUGUUAAACAAGGUUAUUUAAAAACAGAUGCUGAUUUUUUCAAGGAAGAUGCCGCUGGUGGCACAUGCUGCGUGACAGCUUUGAUCCGAAACGGGAACCUCGUUGCGUCUAACGCCGGCGAUUGCCAUGCCGUUUUGAGCAGAGGUGGUGUGGCUGAAGCUCUCACCUCCGAUCACCGACCUUCGAGGGAGGAUGAAAGGAGCAGAAUUCAGAGUUCGGGCGGCUAUGUGGAUUUAUGCCGUGGUGUUUGGAGAGUUCACGGUUCUCUAGCUGUCUCCAGAGGGAUCGGAGAUCAUCACCUUAAACCGUGGGUGAUCUCCGAGCCCGAGACAAAGAUCGUUCGAAUCGAACCCGAAUGCGACUUCUUAAUAUUGGCCUCUGACGGCUUAUGGGACAAGGUUAGUAAUCAAGAAGCAGUCGACAUCGCUCGCCGGUCGUGUACGGGCAUCGAUAAACCGGUUCCAUUGUCCGCUUGUAAGAAACUAGUCGACCUUUCUCUUUCUCGAGGCUCGUCCGAUGAUAUCAGUGUGAUGCUGAUUCAGUUGGGGCACUAUGUUUGAUUUGCUUAAUACCAAUUUUACAAGAAUCAUUUAUUUAGAGCUAAUUGUCAGAGGUGUUUCUGAGAUAAGUAGAGGUGGAGAUGAGUUAUUUUGGUUCAAGUCUUUUUAUUGACAAUUCUUUGUGGGAUUCUUGAUGAUUCCCAGCCUCAUUGUUUGUAU
Molecule: messenger RNA, 1403 nt
Organism: Hibiscus syriacus
Lineage: Eukaryota; Viridiplantae; Streptophyta; Magnoliopsida; Malvales; Malvaceae
Product: probable protein phosphatase 2C 25
Exons: 5
Coding region: 51-1244 (397 amino acids)
Biological process (GO): protein dephosphorylation
Molecular function (GO): cation binding; protein serine/threonine phosphatase activity
Source: RefSeq, a predicted model, not a curated record